Messenger RNA from Plenodomus lingam JN3, 702 nucleotides. RefSeq lists its product as uncharacterized. The record is from RefSeq and is a predicted model, not a curated record. Gene Ontology annotation, cellular component: cytoplasm. NCBI's taxonomy places the organism in Eukaryota, Fungi, Ascomycota, Dothideomycetes, Pleosporales, Leptosphaeriaceae. Gene Ontology annotation, biological process: ubiquitin-dependent protein catabolic process; protein deubiquitination. Gene Ontology annotation, molecular function: cysteine-type deubiquitinase activity.
AUGGCAGAGAAUAACCCCGAUGUAAUGAACCACCUGGCAUCGAUAUUGGGUCUAUCAUCCGAGCUCCAAUUCUACGACGUCUAUUCCCUAGAUGACCCUGACCUAAUCGCACACAUCCCUCGACCUGCUUUAGCACUGCUAGUCAUCAUUCCACUGACGCCAGCUUGGGAUCGAAUUCGCAAGGCCGAAGACGCUGAUAAAGAAUCUUACACUGGCGCCGGCCCUGACGAGCCAGUCAUCUGGUUCAAGCAGACCAUCGGUCACGCCUGCGGCUCGAUUGGCCUACUACAUAGCGUAAUCAACGGCCCAGCCGCUGACUUCAUCAAGCCUGAUUCUGAUCUCGCUAUGUUACGGAACUCCGCCAUACCACUGAAAAUGGCCGCACGUGCGGAAAUGCUGUACAACAGCGAGCCAUUCGAGCGUGCUCACAAGUCAGUCGAGCAGGCUGGCGACAGCUAUGCGCAUCCUGCAGAUGAGCGUGACGGUGGGCAUUUUGUGAGUUUUGUUAAGAGCGGUGGCAAACUUUGGGAGCUUGAAGGAUCGAGGAUGGGUCCGCUGGAGAGAGGGAGUCUUGCUGAUGAUGAGGAUGUUCUUAGUUCACGAGCGCUUGACAUGGGUAUCAAGAGGAUCAUCAGGUUGAAUGAAGAUGAGGGGGGAGAGAACCUUCGAUUUAGCUGCAUAGCUUUGGCCCGCAAACCUUAG